GAUUGGCCGCGUGCCUCCAGCGUGCGCGGGGCCAGCGCGGAAGCUCCUAGCCGGUGGCGGCGAUGUCUAGCCGGUCUAAGCGGCAGUCUCAUGGGUCCACCCGCGGGAAGCGCGAGUCCGAGUCGCGGGGGAGCUCGGGUCGCAUCAAGAAGGAGCGAGACCGCGAGCGGGAGCCGGAGGCGGCGAGCUCCCGGGGAAGCCCGGUCCGCGUGAAGCGUGAAGCCGAGCCGACUGCGCGAGAGGUCCCGGCGCCUGCGCCCCUGGCCGUGAGGGUGAAGCGGGAGCGCGAGGCCGAUGAGGAUUCGGAGCCCGAGCGGGAGGUGCGAGCAAAGAAUGGCCGAGUGGAUUCUGAGGAUCGGAGGAGUCGUCACUGCCCAUACCUGGAUACCAUUAACAGGAGUGUGCUGGACUUCGACUUUGAGAAACUCUGCUCUAUCUCCCUCUCACAUAUCAAUGCGUACGCCUGUCUGGUGUGUGGCAAGUACUUUCAAGGCCGGGGCUUGAAGUCUCAUGCCUACAUCCACAGCGUCCAGUUCAGCCACCACGUCUUCCUCAACCUCCAUACUCUCAAGUUUUACUGCCUUCCUGACAACUAUGAGAUCAUCGAUUCCUCACUGGAGGAUAUCACAUACGUGUUGAAGCCUACUUUCACAAAGCAGCAAAUUGCAAACUUGGACAAGCAAGCCAAAUUGUCCCGGGCAUAUGAUGGUACUACUUACCUGCCAGGGAUCGUGGGGUUGAACAACAUAAAAGCCAACGACUAUGCAAAUGCGGUGCUGCAGGCUCUGUCAAACGUUCCUCCUCUGCGGAACUACUUCCUGGAGGAAGACAAUUACAAGAACAUCAAGCGCCCUCCAGGGGAUAUCAUGUUCUUGUUGGUCCAGCGUUUUGGAGAGCUGAUGAGAAAGCUCUGGAACCCCCGAAACUUCAAGGCACAUGUUUCUCCUCAUGAGAUGCUUCAGGCUGUUGUCCUUUGCAGCAAGAAGACCUUCCAGAUCACCAAACAAGGGGAUGGAGUUGACUUCCUGUCUUGGUUUCUGAACGCUCUGCACUCGGCUCUGGGCGGCACCAAGAAGAAGAAGAAGACUAUUGUGACUGAUGUUUUCCAGGGGUCAAUGAGAAUAUUCACCAAAAAGCUUCCUCAUCCUGAUCUGCCAGCGGAAGAGAAAGAACAGCUGCUCCAUAAUGAUGAGUACCAAGAGACGAUGGUAGAGUCCACGUUUAUGUACUUGACACUGGACCUUCCCACUGCCCCACUCUAUAAGGAUGAGAAGGAGCAGCUCAUUAUCCCCCAGGUGCCGCUCUUCAACAUCCUGGCCAAGUUCAACGGCAUCACUGAGAAGGAAUACAAGACGUACAAGGAGAAUUUCCUGAAGCGUUUCCAGCUCACCAAGCUGCCUCCGUAUUUAAUCUUUUGCAUCAAGAGAUUUACAAAGAACAACUUCUUCGUGGAGAAGAAUCCAACAAUUGUCAACUUCCCUAUCACAAAUGUGGAUCUGAGAGAAUACUUAUCUGAAGAAGUCCAAGCAGUCCACAAGAACACCACUUAUGAUCUCAUUGCCAACAUCGUGCAUGAUGGCAAGCCCUCCGAGGGCUCCUACCGGAUCCAUGUGCUUCACCAUGGAACCGGCAAGUGGUAUGAAUUACAAGACCUCCAGGUGACUGACAUCCUGCCCCAGAUGAUCACAUUGUCCGAGGCGUACAUUCAGAUUUGGAAGAGGCGGGAUAAUGAUGAAACCAACCAGGAGGGGGCUUGAAUGCCAAGGGCUUCAGCUGAAGAUGUUAAGUACAAAUAUUGAAGCUGUAGCUGAAUGUGGACUGACUGGAAGAUUCCUGCCGCAGCCCCGUUUUUAUGGGUCUGGCGGCAUCAGCAUCAAAGAUCCUGUCUGCCCUGUGUCCUGUGCUGUCUCAGCAGUCCUCUGAUCAGCACAGUGCAGGUGAUGCUCCUUCCCUUUCAGCGCCAGCAGGCACAACACCUACAGGUGGAUGCCUUUCUGAAUUGUUGCAAGUAUCAAAGAACAUCGAGUCUUGAGAUCUAAGAAUAAACAUGCAGCUAAUAGCAUCCUUCUGUCUAUCAUAGGUAGAUGGUUUUCUAUAGUUCCCUUCUCUCCCAUGGAACUUUUUGAUGGAUUAAAUAUCCUCCUGUUUUUAAACCA
Molecule: messenger RNA, 2156 nt
Organism: Mesocricetus auratus (golden hamster)
Lineage: Eukaryota; Metazoa; Chordata; Mammalia; Rodentia; Cricetidae
Gene: Usp39
Product: ubiquitin specific peptidase 39
Exons: 13
Coding region: 63-1757 (564 amino acids)
Biological process (GO): mRNA processing; spliceosomal complex assembly; protein deubiquitination
Molecular function (GO): zinc ion binding; cysteine-type deubiquitinase activity
Source: RefSeq, a predicted model, not a curated record